Messenger RNA from Histoplasma mississippiense, 1956 nucleotides. RefSeq lists its product as hypothetical. The record is from RefSeq and is a predicted model, not a curated record. Gene Ontology annotation, molecular function: ATP hydrolysis activity; ATP binding. The coding region runs from base 1 to 1956 and encodes 651 amino acids. The transcript is spliced from 7 exons. NCBI's taxonomy places the organism in Eukaryota, Fungi, Ascomycota, Eurotiomycetes, Onygenales, Ajellomycetaceae.
AUGGCAUCGCAAGCUACCGCUCCCGCCAUCAUCGCCAGCUGCAAACAGACACGCUUCCAUGUGCGAGGAGAUGCGGAUUCAACAGAGAUUGACAUCCAAGGCCUCAAUAUCACCAUCAUCCCUUCUGGCCCUGACCCCGCCAUCUCCGAACCGGCCGACAGCACAAAGAGCAAACCAGCCAAACACCGCGGGAAGUCGAAGGCUAAAAGUGACGGAGUUGAGAUUCUGUCAAAUGCUGAUUUACAUCUGAAGGCGGGCGUCCAUUAUGGUCUAGUGGGGAGGAAUGGGACCGGGAAAUCGACUAUUCUUCGUGCACUGGCUGAAAAGCUCAUUCCCAGUAUUCCAGACUCCAUCCGGGUGUCUAUUCUUCAACAAACAGAUGGUAAUCAGGAUGCGCUCACUGAAUAUGCCUUAUUCGCAACUGAUGAUUACGGUGAAACUGGGACAAAUGGCAGAAGGACUGUUUUACAAGAAGUCAUGCGAGGUGAUGUGUUGAGAAAUGAUGUCGAGAGGAAGAUCAGGGAAUCUGCAGAUUUGGUGGAGAAGAAUCGGGAUGCAGGUGAGCCUUCAGAGAUUAAGGAGGAGACGCAGGCAGCUCUAGAUCUCUUGAAUGAAUUGCAAUGCCAAUAUGAAGCAAUAAAAAUCACAAACAUCGAGGCCGAGGCACGACGAGUGCUUCUAGGCCUAGGGUUUAAAGAAUCGUCCUUAGAGCAACCAUUCGAAUCGCUCUCGGGUGGUUGGCGCAUGCGUUGCAUGCUUGCUGGAAGCCUGGUGCAGAAAGCAGAUAUUAUGAUUCUCGAUGAACCGACCAAUUUCCUCGACCUUCUGGGGAUAGUCUGGUUGGAGAAUUAUUUUUCUCAUUUGCGUGCGGUGGAUGACGAUAGAACCGUCAUACUUGUGUCCCAUGAUAGAGACUUCCUCAACAACGUGUGCGAGGAAACUAUUAUCCUGAAGGACCAGACACUUGCAUACUUCAAGGGCAAUAUUUCAGCGUACGAGGAGGAUUUAGGAGCGCAGAAGCUUUACUGGGGGCGUAUGAAAGCAGCUCAGGAUCGCCAGGUCGCGCACAUGGAGGCGACCAUUCGAGACAAUAUCAAGCUGGGCAAGAAGACUGGCGAUGACAACAAGCUUCGCAUGGCGAAAUCUCGCCAGAAGAAAGUGAAUGAGAGGAUGGGCGUGCAGGUUAGCGCCAAGGGUACAAGAUUUAAACUGAACCGUGAUCGCGUGGGGUAUCACGACUCCAUGAGAGACGAGAUAGAGGUCCCGCAGGAUGAAAAGGGGGUGUCGAUUAGUAUUCCCGAUCCACAGGAACUGAGAUUCCCGGGACCGCUGGUCUCUUUGGAAUCCGUCCACUUCUGGUAUAAGCCCAAAAGCGAUCCGAUUCUCAACGACAUCGACCUGGUAAUCCACGUGGGGGACCGAGUUGGAAUCAUGGGCCUCAAUGGGAGUGGGAAAACGACUUUGCUAAAGGUCCUAAUGGGGUCCAUGCAACCGACACUGGGAACCGUGUCCCGCCAUCCUAGAGUAGCUAUUGGCUACUAUUCUCAGCAGUCUGUGGAUGAGCUCAAAGCACUGGGGCGGUCCGAGCCGGUUCGACUAGCAAUGGCUAGGAUAAUAUGGAAUCUGCCACACCUAUUAGUCCUGGACGAGAUCACGACGCAUCUUGAUUUCCACACUGUAAUAGCGCUGAUUGAAGACCUCUCAUCUUUCAGCGGCGCUAUCCUGCUCGUUUCUCAUGACCGGUAUUUGGUACGGGGCGUUGUUGAAGACAAGCGAGCCGUAGCGGGCCAAGAUGGAAGUGUAGAAAUGACUAGGGAGCCAGGUGACGACGACGAGUCGAGACGGCGCAGUGUAUAUAUAUUGAGGCGAGGGAAGCUGCGUAUCCAGGAGAAUGGCGUGGAACAGUUUGAGGAGAGCCUGCAGAAGCGGGUACAGACGCUGAUGCGGGGACACUGA